AUGGAUUUUACUAAUGUUACACAUUUAACACUUAAUGGACAUGUGGAUUUACAGACUUACAGAUAUUUUUAUUUCUUAAUUACUCUCACAGUGUACAUAUCAAUCAUUGUAUUUAAUACUGUUGUAAUUUUUGUCAUAUUCAUGAACAAACAUCUCCAUGAGCCCAUGUACAUUUUCAUUGCUGCUUUGCUUUGUAAUGCUCUCUUUGGAGCGACUGCUCUUUAUCCUAAACUGCUCACUGAUUUACUUUCUGAAAAACAAGUCAGUUCUUACCACGGCUGUUUAUUUCAGGCUUUUUGUGUUUAUACAUAUGCUGCAUCAGAAUUCAUGCUGCUAUCAGCUAUGGCCUAUGACCGUUAUGUGUCUAUCUGUAAACCUUUACAUUAUUCAAAUAUUGUAACGAUGCCCACUGUCAGAAAGCUCAUAUUGAUCUUCAUAAUCUACUCGUACAUGAGGAUACUCGCUGUGUGUUUAAAGAAUUCGAAAGAUUUCAGAAGAAAAGCUCUACAGACCUGUUUACCACAUCUGCUCAUUUUCAUAAAUUUUUCUGUCAACAUUUGUUUUGAAAUUAUAAAUAACAGACUAGAAUCAAAUCAAAUUCCCCACAUUAUUACCAUAAUCCUGUCAGUUGAAUAUUUACUCAUUCCUCCUUUAUUCAAUCCCAUAAUAUAUGGAUUAAAACUGCAGGAGAUUUUGAAAAGCAUCAAGAGAUUGAUUUCAUGGAAGAAGAGGGCUGAGGUUUAUUUUUAGGUGUAGAUUGUUUUGCUUUGAAAUACUAUACUAUUAUUAUUA
This is a messenger RNA of Ictalurus punctatus (channel catfish), 792 nucleotides long. Its product is annotated as olfactory receptor 52B2-like. Gene Ontology annotation, cellular component: membrane. NCBI's taxonomy places the organism in Eukaryota, Metazoa, Chordata, Actinopteri, Siluriformes, Ictaluridae. Gene Ontology annotation, biological process: G protein-coupled receptor signaling pathway. The coding region runs from base 1 to 750 and encodes 249 amino acids. The transcript is spliced from 2 exons. The record is from RefSeq and is a predicted model, not a curated record. Gene Ontology annotation, molecular function: G protein-coupled receptor activity.